UUUGGUCUUUUCUUCCAUUAUCUUACCAUUUAUCAAGAAACCUUGCCAUUAAGAUAUGGGGCUUGCAGUACUUGAAAACCAAGUUGGUAUUCUUUCUAUGAUCUGCAUGGUACUGCUCUUGCCUGCUAUAUGCGCCACUCAAGACGUUUUUACUUACUCAUCAAGAGCAACCUACUACGGUAGUGAUAACAGUCAUGGGACUCCAAGUGGAACUUGUGGGUUUGGAGAAUUCGGAAGGACUGUCAAUGAUGGCAGCGUGACUGGAGUCUCUAGGCUGUAUAAGAACGCAAGUGGUUGUGGUGCAUGCUAUCAAGUUAGGUGCACAUCAUCACAAUAUUGCAGUAAGGAUGGAGUGAACGUGGUGGUGACUGACUACAGUGAAGGUGACAACACUGACUUCAUACUUAGCUCCCGAGCCUACGAAAGAUUGGCACGCGUUGGAACCAAAGGGGCCAAGGAAUUGUUUGGUCGUGAUGUUAUCGAUGUAGAAUACCGAAGGGUCUCGUGCCACUACCCUGGUUACAACCUCAUGUUUAAGGUCCAUGAGCAAAGCAAAUAUCCUAAUUAUCUUGCUCUAGUGGUUAUAUAUGCAGCUGGGAAAAACGACAUCACAGCCGUCGAAUUGUGUCAGGAGGAUUGCAAACAUUGGAGGGGCAUGCAUAAAGCCUUCGGGGCAGUGUGGGAGAUGUCUAAUCAAGUACCAAGUGGUCCAAUAAAAAUAAGGUUUCGAGUGGCUGGCAACGGUUGGGUGGAAUCUAAAAAUGAUUUGCCUGCUUUGUGGAAAGCUGGGGUUGCUUAUGACUCAAACAUUCAGCUCUAAAUUAAUUAGAAAUCUCUUCUAAUUUUAAUAAUAUCUUGCUGUUUUAUUAUAAAGAAGUAUGAUCAUUCCAUGGGUUACCAUGUAAUUGAUUAUUAGUUUCUCUCUAGUUACCAGGGUAUUG
This is a messenger RNA of Carya illinoinensis, 941 nucleotides long. Its product is annotated as expansin-like B1. The record is from RefSeq and is a predicted model, not a curated record. NCBI's taxonomy places the organism in Eukaryota, Viridiplantae, Streptophyta, Magnoliopsida, Fagales, Juglandaceae. The transcript is spliced from 4 exons. The coding region runs from base 56 to 820 and encodes 254 amino acids. Gene Ontology annotation, cellular component: extracellular region.